Messenger RNA from Lobosporangium transversale, 1685 nucleotides. RefSeq lists its product as hypothetical. NCBI's taxonomy places the organism in Eukaryota, Fungi, Mortierellomycota, Mortierellomycetes, Mortierellales, Mortierellaceae. The coding region runs from base 69 to 1637 and encodes 522 amino acids. The record is from RefSeq and is a predicted model, not a curated record. The transcript has a single exon. Gene Ontology annotation, molecular function: protein binding.
CUCACUCCAUCAUUUGUUUAAUUACUCCAUCACCUGUUUGAUCACUCCAUCUCCAUCAUCCACUUCGCAUGAUGGACAACCCCAAAUUGAAUCCUUUGAAGAUGCCAGAGAUCAUUUCACUCAUCGGCACCUUCCUAGAUCGAAAAGAUGUCUUGUGUUGUAUUCGUGUCUCCAAGGCUUUUCACGAUACGCUUUUCAAAUUCCUCUGGAAAGAGAUCAACGUGAAGUUACAGUGUCCUACAACGAAAGCAUUGGAGAACAACAAGAAAUAUAUUGAGGAGCUUGUGUUUCAGUACAGCUUCCCAAAGGAGUACAGAUCUUUGCAAGGUUGUGCUCACCUCCAACACAUCAACUACUCUGGCCUAUCUCGGCAUUCUUCAGACUUAUAUGAUCUUUCCAAUCUCAUCAAGGCCCACAGAUCCACCAUCACCAAGAUUUCAUUCUGUGGUUCAAGUUUACGAGAGAUAUGGGGGGCGCUAGUGAAAUGUAUCCAUCUUGAGACGUUGGUAAUUAUUGACACAAAGAUAAGCAAUGAUGAAUUUAAUCUCUUCUCUCAAGUCUGCAAGAGCCUCAAGCGCUUGGAGAUGUACAUCGUAAGCAUCGAGCUACCUCUCGGUUUUUUGAGUGAUGACACGGAUGCAUUCAUUUUCCCAAAUAUGACCACACUAUUCUUUGAAUUUGUCGAAAUAUCCAACCCUCCACAUCCGUACACAGCAACGCAUUGCUUUGGUAUAUUCAUUAGGAGAUGUCCAGGACUGCGCUUAGUAUCUCUCUCUGAUUUUUAUAUGGAGAAUUUUUUGGAGCGAGAUCAGGAUUAUAUUGACUUUGAGAGGGCAGCAUCCCUUCACCACCCCUGCAUGCUGAUAAAUCCACAAGAGCUAUACCUCACCAUGGAAACAAGAGACGAGGAUAUGGCGGCACUUCUCAAACAAAUGACUGGAUUAAGAGAGCUACAUAUUCUAAAUUGUGAUUUCGGCCCACUCUCUAUGCGAGAAUUGCUAGCAGAGGAACGAGAGAUUUUGAAGGAUGGAUUUAUAGUACGGGAAAGUGGGUGUCGGAGGCUCUGCGAUACAAUUGAGCAGCUGACAAUCAAUAGCCAAAGUGAGAGGGCUAAUGGCAUUGUUCAAGCGAUCUUAUCCAAUUGCCCACGUCUGAAGCACCUGCGGGGAUCUAAGAUUACAGUGACAGAAAUUGUCGAUGGAGCAGAGUGGGUCAGUAUUGGCCUCAUCACUUUGACCAUCCAGCUUGAAUCUGAUGUCGAUACAGAGACUGAAGAAGGCAUGGAGAAGCAGCGUGCUGUGUUUAGACAGCUAGGCAAGCUGACUCAACUAACGGGUCUUGGUUUGACAGGGCAGGGCUUUGGAUCUAGAGAUGUUCGAACGCUGGACUUGAGUCUAAGAGCAGGUCUGGAUGAACUAAUCAAUCUGAAGCGCCUGGGUAUGUUAUUGCUCCAAUACGAUGAACAUCAACAGAUUCAGCUUGAGGAUGCGGAAUGGAUCGUAACUAAUUGGCCAAAUAUUAAGCACUGGUACGGUGUUGUAAGCAACGAGCCAGGCCCGCGCCGUUUAGUGACAGAGUUCCUUCAAUCGCACGAUAUCGUCGUCCUAUUUCCUAACCAUGGGUCUCUUGAAUUCUAACUAUUCCGCAAAUAAACGACGAUGUGGUUGCAAUUGUGUAGAUGAUAA